CCCCCCCUCAGGGAGAAGAUGGGCUUCAUCGAGGACUUUUUCACAUAUGAGACCCCGAAAUCAGUGGUUGUGAAAAGCUGGACAGUGGGGAUCAUUAACCGAGUGAUGCAACUUCUCAUCAUCACCUACUUCAUCGGCUGGGUGUUUAUCCAUGAGAAAGCUUACCAAACGAAGGAGACCCGAAUUGAGUCCACGGUGAUCACCAAAGUGAAGGGCUUUGGCCGGACACAGCUGCCCAAUGGCUUGGAGAAAGUGAUGGACGUGGCUGAGUAUGUGAUUCCUCCGCAG
Chiloscyllium plagiosum (whitespotted bambooshark) is the source of this 288-nucleotide messenger RNA. Lineage: Eukaryota; Metazoa; Chordata; Chondrichthyes; Orectolobiformes; Hemiscylliidae. The record is from RefSeq and is a predicted model, not a curated record.